Molecule: messenger RNA, 639 nt
Organism: Lodderomyces oxycetoniae
Lineage: Eukaryota; Fungi; Ascomycota; Pichiomycetes; Serinales; Debaryomycetaceae
Exons: 1
Coding region: 1-639 (212 amino acids)
Biological process (GO): protein retention in ER lumen; endoplasmic reticulum to Golgi vesicle-mediated transport
Cellular component (GO): cis-Golgi network; endoplasmic reticulum; membrane
Molecular function (GO): ER lumen protein retrieval receptor activity
Source: RefSeq, a predicted model, not a curated record
AUGAAUAUUUUCAGAUUUCUUGGUGAUAUCUCCCAUUUGGCCAGUAUAUUGAUACUUUUGUAUGCAAUUGAAACAAAUAGAUCAAUAAAUGGACUUUCACUAAAGACACAGGCGUUAUAUGUCCUAGUGUUUGUCACUAGGUAUCUCAAUUUAUUCACCAAGUAUUAUUCGCUUUAUAACACCUUGUUGAAGAUAAUUUUUAUUGGAAGCUCGAUAUAUACGGUUUAUGUAAUGGUUUACAAGUACCACAAGACAAUCACAAACCAUGUGGAUACAUUCCCCGUGAGAUAUUUGGUGGGAGGUGCAGUACUUGCUAGUUUGAUUUUCACGCACAAGUAUACACCCGGAGAAAUCAUUUGGAGUUUCAGUUUAUGGCUUGAAGCGGUUGCAAUUUUACCCCAACUAUUUAUAUUACAAAGGACUGGUGAGGCGGAAAACAUUACUACUCAUUAUAUCUUUGCCUUGGGUUUAUACCGUGCGUUGUAUAUCCCUAAUUGGAUUUAUAGAUACUACGCAGAAGGUCAUUUCGAUUAUGUUUCGGUAUUGGCAGGUCUUUUACAAACAGCAGUCUAUUCAGAUUUUUUCUACAUCUACUACAACAAGAUUAUGAAAGGAAAGAAAUUCGAAUUGCCAGUUUGA